Messenger RNA from Fomitiporia mediterranea MF3/22, 579 nucleotides. RefSeq lists its product as uncharacterized. The transcript is spliced from 3 exons. The record is from RefSeq and is a predicted model, not a curated record. The coding region runs from base 1 to 579 and encodes 192 amino acids. NCBI's taxonomy places the organism in Eukaryota, Fungi, Basidiomycota, Agaricomycetes, Hymenochaetales, Hymenochaetaceae.
AUGUCGAGUGCCUUGCAGUCGAAAUACGCUCCAAUAAAGGACGACUCACAUCCGUCGCUGUUCUAUCAUUUCUUUGAUGACGAAGAUGCUAUGGUUGCCGGCGGUCCUGCAUUUGCACUGAGCUUUCUUGACGACCGGCCUUGGGACGGUAUUUCGGAUCCAACAAUUCUAGGUUGGCUACCAGCUCUGUCUUCGGAGGCGGCAGGGACUGAGUAUGGAGGAAGUGGACUCAACGAUUUCCACGAGAAUGAGGAUUUCCUGCUGAUCCUACAUGCAGUCGUAAAAGAGGCAUUACCUGAGGAUGAAGUAUGGACAAGCGGUGCCAUUCAAACGCAGAGUGGAUGGAUGCACAUCUUUGGUACGUCUGCUCCAUCAUGCUGCUAUCAACGAAACCCUCCCCCACUCGGCCGUAUACCGGACCCAGACGACAUCAUUGCUUCUGUUCGCGUAGAGGAUGGCCGCAUGCUCACUGAAACCUACCAGCCAAUGCCGAGUUACCGUCUGUGCACCACUAACGGCGUGUGUCAGCUGACCGAUACUCUCAUGGACCGGCUUAAGAAGCAACUUAAGCGGAUUUGA